This is a messenger RNA of Parnassius apollo (apollo), 813 nucleotides long. The record is from the annotation of a GenBank genome assembly. NCBI's taxonomy places the organism in Eukaryota, Metazoa, Arthropoda, Insecta, Lepidoptera, Papilionidae.
AUGUCACGAUCACGAAAAAUGUUGGACAUGCUUAUAGUCGAUGGAGAAAAGCCUGAGCUUAGUUCAUCAAUUUCAAAUAUUCCUGCUGUUUAUACAAAGAAAAGUGUAAAAACUGCUAUGAAUGUUGAUGACAACGGCAUGACACAACAAACAUCACCUUUGCCUUCCGGUGCAGAAGAAAUCAGUCAGAAACUAGCUGAUUUAUGGGAAGAAGUUCUGCAUGAAGAAGGUGGGACCAAUGAAAUCACCUGCGACAGCUCAAUACUGAAUGUCAUGUCUGAUCUGUCUGCUAAUGAUGUUUACAGCAAUCAACCCAGUAGGUUUUCCUUGGAAGUGCUUUCUAGUUUCGAAAAUUCACCAUUAAUACAGCUUGAUGAGCUGUUAGAAGUUUCUGACCACAGAUCUACCCCGGUUAAUUUAGAACUGUCAGUGCUUACUCCUAUGCCGUCUCCUACUAAUGUGCAUUCGAUCUGCGAUAGCACAUUUUGCCCUAAUCAUGUAGACAGUUCCUCUAUAAUUUCUUCGUUGUCAUUUAGCAAAACGAAUUCACCUGCUACUUCGCACUCAAACGAUCGCACUGUGACUCCUAAAACGACUAGAAAACGACUGAGUAACACGAGAAACUCGGUACAAACUGAACUAAAACCUGAAUAUUCCGAGCCUAUUAUAGUUCCUGCUGCUAAAUAUAAAGACUUAAUAGAUAUGUGCCGCUCAGAAGUAAUUCCCUCAGAGUAUCAUCCAUACUUUAACUCUUUGCCACAUCACACCAACGUCGAUGUUUCUGAAGAAUCGGAUGAUAAUAUAUCGGAAUAA